Messenger RNA from Conger conger (European conger), 1577 nucleotides. RefSeq names its product E3 ubiquitin-protein ligase TRIM35-like. Lineage: Eukaryota; Metazoa; Chordata; Actinopteri; Anguilliformes; Congridae. The coding region runs from base 105 to 1505 and encodes 466 amino acids. Gene Ontology annotation, molecular function: protein binding; zinc ion binding. The record is from RefSeq and is a predicted model, not a curated record. The transcript has 6 exons.
GAUUAAUUUAAAGACAUUUCAUUUUUAACAGCAGUAAAGGAAAGUGAAACUAAACAACAGAUUUAGCAGAAGCCAUUACUGAGCUCAGAACAGACGGAGGCAGAAUGGCGUCUGGAUCUUCUCUCCUGGAAGAGGAGCUCUCCUGUCCUGUGUGCUCUGAAAUCUUCAGGGAUCCUGUUGUCCUGAGAUGCAGUCACAGCUUCUGUAAGGCCUGUCUGCAGCAGUACUGGGAUCAGAAGGGAUCUCAGGAGUGCCCAGUUUGCAGGAGAAGAUCUUCUAUGGAUCCACCUCCCUAUAACCUGUCUCUGAGGAAUACCUGUGAGGCGUUCUUAAAGGAGAGAAGUCAGAGAGCUGAAGCAGGAUCUGAAGUGCUCUGCAGUCUGCACAGUGAGAAACUCAAACUCUUCUGUCUGGAGGAUUAUGAACCCCUUUGUGUCGACUGUUUAAUAGGAUCACACAGAAAUCACAACUUCUGUCCAAUAGAGGAGGCUGUGCUGAAAUCUAAAGAGAAAAUCAGGACUGCACUGGCUCCACUGCAGAAGAAGCUAAAAGCCUUUAAUGCAGUGAAACUAAUCUGUGAUCAAACAGCAGAGCACAUCAAGAGCCAGGCCCAGCACACAGAGAGACAGAUAAAGCUGGAGUUUGAGAAACUUCAGCAGUUCCUAAAAGAUGAAGAGGCAGCCAGGAUCACUGCACUGAGAGAGGAAGAGGAGCAGAAGAGUCAGAUGAUGAAGGAGAAGAUUGAGAAGAUGACAGAAGAGAUAUCAUCCCUUUCAGAACAAAUCAGAGCCAUAGAACAGGAGCUGGGAGCUGAAGAUGUCUCAUUCCUGCAGAGCUACAAGGACACACAAAACAGAGCUCAGUGCACACUGGGGGAUCCAGACAAGGUCUCAGGACCGCUGAUUGAUGUGGCCAAGCACCUGGGCAAUCUGAAGUACAGAGUGUGGGAGAAGAUGCUGGGGACUGUUCAAUACACUCCUGUGACUCUGGACCCCAACACAGCACAUCCCAGACUCUCACUGUCUGAGGAUCUGACUAGUAUGAAAUACAGUGGCGAGAGACAGCAGGUUCCUGAUAAUCCAGAGAGAUUUGAUGCGUGGUUGUGUAUGCUGGGCUCUGAGGGAUUCAGCUCAGGGAGACACUGCUGGGAUGUAGAAGUGGGGGAUAAUGAGUUCUGGGGGGUGGGUGUGGUUAAAGAGUCAAUCAGUAGGAAAGGGGUUGUGGAUCCGAGCCCAGCAUUAGGAGCGUGGAGUAUUGGGCAUAGCAGUGGGGUAUACACAGCCCUGACCUCCCCACAUACAGACCUCACUGUGCAGAGGAAACUCCAGAGGGUCAGAGUGCAGCUGGACUGGGACAGGGGGGAGGUGUCAUUUUCUGACCCCAGUGACAACACUCCUCUCUACACUUUUAAACACUCCUUCACUGAGAGACUGUUUCCAUUCUUUGGUCCGUGUCCUCAAGGGAUGCAGAUCUGUCCACUGAAGGUGUCUGUGAGUGUAAAAUAGCACCGUGGAAUUGUGGGUAAACAUCAGCUGAAAUAACAGGGCUGUAUUUAGUCACUUCUGAGCAGGUUUAUA